This is a messenger RNA of Ostreococcus lucimarinus CCE9901, 1494 nucleotides long. RefSeq lists its product with no specific name. The record is from RefSeq and is a predicted model, not a curated record. The transcript has a single exon. Lineage: Eukaryota; Viridiplantae; Chlorophyta; Mamiellophyceae; Mamiellales; Bathycoccaceae. Gene Ontology annotation, biological process: carbohydrate metabolic process. Gene Ontology annotation, cellular component: extracellular region. Gene Ontology annotation, molecular function: cellulose binding; protein binding. Bases 1 to 1494 code for a protein of 497 amino acids.
AUGGCGACGCGGGCGACGGACGCGGGCGACGCGGAGGCGGUGAGGACGCUGCUGGCGAGCGCGAGGGACGACGAGGCGCUGGGACGCGCGCUGGCGAUCGGGGACGUGUGCGCGAUCGGGGACGGGACGGUGGCGUGCGAUGAAAACGGGAGGGUGGUGAAGAUACGGUUGCGCGGACGAGGGCUGCGAGGGAGGCUGCCGGCGCGCGUGCCGAGGAUGGAGCGGUUGACGACGUUGGACGCGAGCGAUAACGCGCUCGAGGGAACGAUUUCCGAGGAGUUCUUGUUGGCGAUGCCGAAUCUCGUGGAGCUGCAUUUGAAUUUGAACACGCUCGAGGGACCGAUUCCGAAGUCGAUCGGGACUUUGACGUCGCUCGAAGUCCUGAAUUUGGACGGCGGCUUCACAGAGAGACAGAGACGAUUCGACGCGUCGGUACCCGUCGACAAGCGCGAAGUGUACGGAUUUCCGGGGGUUCACUUUGGCAAUCAACUUUCGGGCAGCGUUCCCGCAGAAAUCGGUAAUCUCGUCAAGCUCAGAGAGUUGAAUUUGCACAGAAAUAUGCUCGGUUUGAAGACGGAUCGUCUCGCUCUCCCGGCGAGCGUCGGGAAUCUCGUCGAACUCGAAUCCAUGGACGUGUCCGGGAACCAACUCCACGGCGCCAUUCCACAAGAGCUCGCCACACUUCCACGCCUUCGAACGUUAAAUCUGGACGAUAACUUCAUCAGCGGGUUUAUACCGAGCGACUGGUCCUCCGCCCUGGCGCUCGAGUCCUUGAUCGUCGAAGGCAACUUUUUGAGCGGAACUUUACCUCGAUUCCUACCGCGAAACUUGACGUUCCUCGACGUGCACGAAAAUUUGCUUACGGGUUCGAUCAACGAACUUUCUCGGCUAAAGCGGCUCGAGGGCGUGCUGCUCGAUCGCUGCCGAUUCACGGGUCCGGUGACUCUAUCCAAGGCGUCUCUGCCGAAUCUCAAAAUGAUUAGCCUGGCAAACAACGCUGGGCUUUGCGGUGCACUUCCAGACUUACCAUUCGCCACGAAGGAGCAAAAGGAAGCCGAGUGCGACAAACCGUGGGAACUUUGUCAACUUUGGCCGGAAACAGCGGGCACGCUUCUCGGUUUGGGGUCAUGUCAAUGCGCUGCGCCAGGCGAAGGCUGUUCCAUCUGGGAACUCAGCGGAAGGAAAGAAACGUGCUGCGAGGAAGGUACGUGUCUCAGCGUUCCUUUCGAGUUCGGUGGGAAGCAGUGUGUGCCAUGUUCAGACGCGUAUCAGAAAUGUGGUGGGAAAUCUUUCGACGGCCCAACUUGCUGCAAGCGCGGUCUAACGUGCACUCGAAUUGACGACGACAGGUCCGAGUGCCUGCCCUGUAACGCGCAGUGGGAGCAGUGCGCCGGCGCACUUUACGACGGACCCAAGUGCUGUGCGCCUGGCAACUCUUGCGUGUACUUUGAUGCGUAUUACUCGCAGUGUCAACCUUCGUCGGUGUUGUUAUAA